Symsagittifera roscoffensis is the source of this 2371-nucleotide messenger RNA. RefSeq names its product BTB/POZ domain-containing protein KCTD3-like. Gene Ontology annotation, molecular function: protein binding. The coding region runs from base 46 to 2028 and encodes 660 amino acids. NCBI's taxonomy places the organism in Eukaryota, Metazoa, Xenacoelomorpha, Acoela, Convolutidae. The record is from RefSeq and is a predicted model, not a curated record. The transcript has a single exon. Gene Ontology annotation, biological process: protein homooligomerization.
AAUUGGUCUUAGAUAGGCAAAAUGAUUUAAAAAGCUGUAAAAAAAAUGGCAAACGUGAAAGAAACCAAAUCAGCUGAAACUCAAACAAGCAGUGAUGGUUCGCUAAUAACUGAAUUGGAAUUGUCCAAGAUAGUUCGUCUCAAUGUCGGAGGAAAACUUUUCGUGACUUCAGCGCAGACGUUGAGAAAUACAAAGACUGAUAGUUUUCUGUCGAGAAUUAUUUCAGAUGGACUGCCCUCGACACGUGAUGAGAAUGGGGCAAUUUUUGUUGAUCGCUGUCCUAUUCUAUUUGAAAAAAUCCUCGCCUUUCUGAGGACGAAACGCAUCCGGCUAAAUGGGGUUGAUAUUGAUGAUAUGCUAAAUGAAGCCGAUUUCUACGGCGUUCAACCUUUAAUGGAUCGACUUAAAGUAUGCAAGCAGCUAAAAAGUUCAACGUGUGGAAACUUAGCGUUCUGUGGUAUAAUACCACCAAUGGAAAACAACUUUCCCAUUAAUGAUUGGACUGAUACGGAAGAUUUGGCGCCAAGGUCCAGAAAUGAAGAAGUUUUAGCACUUUGUGCUACAGAUAAAUGGAUAGCUGUUGCAUACGCAUCAAAAAUAGCCUGUUACUCAACUCGGCAAUUCAGCGGCGAGGCUUGUCCGAAUAAUACAUUUGUGACUUGGCUGCAGCCAAUUCCCGAUGGCAAACCUUCUUUCCUCGCUCUUAAGAGUUUAAAACAGUCAUCGCGAGAAGAAAGGUCAGAACAAUUGAUAGUUGCAUGUGUGACUAACCAAUGGGAUCUUCUGAUUUGGAAACAGUCUGUAGAUUUGGACAGCACCCAAAUUAGUCCAGUUUCCUUUGUAGGAAAGUUCUCACUUUUUCCGAAUGUAACGGCGCUUGUUUUCGCCGGUCGACGUCAAGUUGUGACUUUAAAUAAUGAAGGGUCCUUCGCUGUUUGGCAUUACUCCCGGGACUUCCAGCAGCAGAAGGUAGAGCCAAUUUCUAGUUUCGACGAAUGUGGACCAAUGAUGUUUUUCGGCCAUAAGAACGGAAUCAUUCGGUAUUUCAACGCCGAAACUUUACCUGUAAGGCUGGAGGACAAUAAGAUAAUACUGACUGAUCUUUAUCAUGAUCAAGAAAAUGACGCGAUCACAGCUUUGAAUGUUCGAUUGGCGACAAGCAACAACGUUAUUGAUCUGGGUGCUAUGGAAAACCAGUUUUACUUCGAGAUAGCCUAUGGAACUGCUAGUGGCCGAGUCAAAUUGAUUUCAGAACAUGCUGAAACGAUAGGACAAGGACCCCAGCUUCUAUUUAGUUUCGCAGUCCAUAGAUCUCCUGUGAUUAAAAUCCUUCUUGCUGAAAAUCAUUUGAUCUCAAAUUGUGCCGACUUUAACCAUGUCAGAUGCUGGCAAGUCAGCAGGUUUAGAGGACUCCUGUCUAAAAACCCUCUACCGAUGCCUUUGACUAGUUUCAAGAUGUUGCACCUGGAGCCAAAUUUUUCGAGUCACGAUUACGUCGCGGCUAACCCUAUAGGCCCUCAUAUGUUGUCAGGUUCUCAAGUUUGGUAUCUACAAAAAAUAACACCCGAGGCGACGGAAAUGUUUGUUAUUUCGGCAAUGACCGGAGAAUGCGUGCAUAAGAUAGAAUCGGUUGAUAGUAGUCCGAUAAACUGUUUUUCCAUUACGGAAGAGUGGCGACGAGUUGGAGAUCCUACUCAGUAUGUUUUCACUGGACAUAAAAAUGGGACCAUACAAGUAUGGAAUCUGGCGGCGAUGAGACCUAAUACGAGCCAUAACAAUGUCCAUAACCCAAUUGGAGACCCGUAUUCUCUCGUUUCGUCCAAUUUGAAUUCUCAACUUAAUUACAAUAGAGAAUCAAUGAUUAACUGUACUGGAGACAUGCAACAUCAAGUCAGGGCAAUCAAAAAUCCGAGGUCAUUUUAUCCUACUGUGCCAAAUGAAUUGUACCCACAAAGGACAAAUCACCCAACUAUUGACGACAUUUUGAAAAUGUUGGACAACUAUGACUUAUCUCAGGAAGAACCUUGAAUGUCACUUUAUUCAAUUUUUAUAUUUUUUGAAAAUAGAUCUAAGGUGAAUACUCUAAAAAUGAUCAUAUUUUUCUGGAUAGUUUAUCCAGCUGAAUGUAGCUUAACCUAAUAGUAUUACAAUUUCGAAUUAACUUGAAGGCUAUGUUAUUGCAAUGAGCAAUUUACUUAGAUUUACGAAACACGUCAUUUUCUUGGUGCUAUGACGUAAGCCGUAACAUCAUAAUACUUUGAUAUACGGACUCUUUGUGAAGUUCUUUAACUUGAAAUCCGCGGAACAUGACAUGUAAUAGUUGGAAUAUACAAUGUGGAAAUAUUAAAUAUAAUUUAUAGUUAGUUUUGCA